Messenger RNA from Meloidogyne enterolobii, 1828 nucleotides. Lineage: Eukaryota; Metazoa; Nematoda; Chromadorea; Rhabditida; Meloidogynidae. The record is from the annotation of a GenBank genome assembly.
CGGAACCUCUGUAUAUUUGUUGAUUUUCUGGAUCUCCACGUUUUUAUUUCCAACUUUAAACAUGUACUUACUUGAAUAAUUUCUGAAAAAACUUAACUGACAAUUAAAAAAAUCAACUGAGAAAAUAGCAAUUAACCAACUAAAAAACUUUCACUUACCUUUCUCUUUCUCUAACAUUUUUAUUCAUUUCCUUCCCCCUUAAAGUCCAGGCUAUCACGAAAGGACACAUUUGUGUUCUAGUAUUUUUAAGUCUGUCAUUUUCCUCUUUUUAUUUUGUUGUCUCAAAAAAAAUAUUUUUUUCCCCUGCCUUUUUAGUCAUUUUCUCUGUCAGAUUACACUAUUAGAUAAAAUGGCAGUUGCUUUAAGAACAUUCGCAAGUACUUCAAAAAUUGGCUGGAGUAAAUUGUUUAUUCAACAAACUGUGAGAAUGAGCACUGAAAAUUUUCGAAUUGAACGAGAUACUUUUGGAGAAUUAAAGGUGCCCAAUGAUCGUUAUUAUGGUGCGCAGACUGCUCGAUCCAUGCAAUUUUUCAAAAUUGGAGGGCCAGAAGAGCGUAUGCCGCUACCUAUUAUUCGUGCUUUUGGUUAUUUAAAAAAAGCUGCUGCUUCUGUCAAUCAGGAAUUUGGACUUGAUUCUAAAUUAGUUGUUGCUAUUUGUCAGGCUGCAGAUGAAGUAAUUUCUGGUAAAUUGGAUGAACAUUUCCCUUUGGUUGUUUGGCAAACUGGAAGUGGGACACAGUCUAAUAUGAAUGUUAAUGAAGUUAUUGCAAAUAGAGCUAUUGAAAUACUUGGGGGUGUUCUUGGAUCGAAGUCUCCUGUUCAUCCAAAUGAUCAUGUUAAUAUGUCACAAUCCUCCAAUGACACCUUCCCUACUGCAAUGCAUGUAGCUACUGCACUAGAAAUAAAUGAUCGACUUUUGCCGGCUUUGAAAUAUUUUCACGACGAAUUGGAAAAAAAAGCUAAAGAAUUUGAACAUAUUAUUAAAAUUGGUAGAACUCACACACAAGAUGCUGUUCCUUUAACUUUGGGACAAGAAUUUAGUGGUUAUGUUGUUCAGGUUGCCAAUGGAAUUGAACGAAUUAAGUCAACAUUGCCUCGUUUAUAUGAAUUAGCUGCUGGUGGAACUGCUGUUGGAACCGGAUUAAAUACACGAAAAGGAUUUGCUGAAAAAAUUGCUAGUAAACUUUCUCAACUUACAAAUCUUCCAUUGGUAACAGCUCCAAAUAAAUUUGAAGCUUUAGCGGCACAUGAUGCUUUAGUUGAGGUUCACGGUGCUUUAAAUGUUAUUGCAACUUCUUUUAUGAAAAUAGCUAAUGAUAUUCGGUUUUUGGGGUCUGGACCUCGUUGUGGAUUGGGAGAAUUGUCUUUGCCUGAAAAUGAGCCUGGUUCUUCUAUUAUGCCUGGAAAAGUUAAUCCAACACAAUGUGAGGCUUUGACAAUGAUUGCUGCUCAAGUUAUGGGAAAUCAAGUAGCAGUAACAAUUGGUGGUUCUAAUGGACAUUUUGAAUUAAAUGUAUUUAAACCUUUAAUUGUCCGUAAUGUUUUACAAUCAAUUCGUUUAUUAUCUGAUGGAGCAGAAUCAUUUACAAAAAAUUGUGUUAUUGGAAUUAUAGCAAAUGAAGCAAAUAUUUCAAAAAUUUUGAAUGAAUCUUUAAUGUUAGUAACAGCAUUAAAUCCCCAUAUUGGUUAUGAUAAUUCUGCUAAAAUUGCUAAAACAGCUCACAAAAAUGGGACAACAUUAAAAGAAGAGGCAAUAAAAUCUGGAUUAUUAAAUGCUGAGCAAUUUGACGAAUGGGUUAAACCAAAAGAAAUGAUUGGACCUAAAUAA